Messenger RNA from Engraulis encrasicolus (European anchovy), 342 nucleotides. Its product is annotated as peptidyl-tRNA hydrolase 2, mitochondrial-like. The record is from RefSeq and is a predicted model, not a curated record. Bases 1 to 342 code for a protein of 113 amino acids. Gene Ontology annotation, molecular function: peptidyl-tRNA hydrolase activity. The transcript has a single exon. Gene Ontology annotation, cellular component: mitochondrion; cytosol. NCBI's taxonomy places the organism in Eukaryota, Metazoa, Chordata, Actinopteri, Clupeiformes, Engraulidae.
AUGACACUGGUCGUGAGAAGGGACCUCAACAUGGGCAAAGGUAAAGUGGCGGCCCAGUGUGCUCAUGCUGCCGUGAACGCGUACAAGGAACUCCUCAAGAGAGACCCAAAUCUACUGAAACGGUGGGAGUUGUGCGGCCAGCCAAAAGUGGUGGUCAAGGCUGACACCGAGGAGUGCCUUCUUGAACUUCACCGACGAGCCAAGGAGUCUGGACUCAUUACCAGUUUGAUUCAGGACGCAGGGAGAACACAGACGGCCCCAGGCACAAGAACUGUUCUUGCUGUAGGACCAGGACCCGGGGGUGUUGUAGACAAAGUAACUGGACAUUUGAAAUUGUACUAA